AUGGAUAUAAAAAAUACUCAUCAAUUAAUUAAUGGUUCAAAUGAUCUUGAUAAAAUGGCACCCGAAGAUAUGACAUCAAAAGAAUAUUAUCUUGAUACAAAUGCUCAUUUUGGUGUUCAUGAAGAAUUAUUAAAAGAUGAAAUUCGAACAAAAACAUUUCGUAAUGCUAUUAUACAUAAUCGAGAUUUAUUUAAAGAUAAAAUAGUAUUAGAUAUUGGUUGUGGUAUUGGUGUAUUUAGUUUAUUUGCAGCUAAAGCUGGUGCUAAAAUGGUUAUAGCGGUUGAAAAAUCUAAUGUUAUUGAAUAUACAAAACGUAUUAUUCAUGCAAAUCGAUAUGAUAAAGUAAUUAGAAUAGUUAAAGGAAAAAUUGAAGAUAUUGAAUUACCUGAAGGUAUUGAAAAAGUUGAUAUUAUUAUUGCUGAAUGGAUGGGUUAUUGUUUAUUUUAUGAUUCAAUUAUUAAAAGUGUUAUCUAUGCUCGAGAUAAAUUUCUUAAACCUGAUGGUCUUAUCUUUCCUGAUCGUGCAACAGUAUAUAUGGUCGGUAUUGAAGAUCGUGAUUAUAAAGAAGAUAAAGUUGAAUGGUGGUCAAAUGUUUAUGGUUAUAAUAUGAGUUGUUUAAAAAAUUAUGUUAUGCGUGAACCAUUAGUUGAUACUGUUGAUAAACGUCAAAUAUGUACGGAUCAUUUUCCACUUAAAACAUUCGAUUUAAAAACUAUGACUAUCAAUGAUAUAAAUAUUGAUGCUAAUUUUCGACUUCAUGCUCUACGUGAUGAUUAUGUACAUGCAUUUGUAACAUAUUUUAUUAUUGAAUUUACAGCAUGUCCUCAACGAACAAUAAUUAAUACUGCACCUGGUGCUGGUUAUACACAUUGGAAACAAACUGUUUUCUAUUUUCCUGAUUAUUUAACAAUAAAAAAUGAUGAAAUUUUAGAAGGAAAAUUUUCAUGUAAAGUUAAUCUGGAAAAUACGAAAAAACUUGAUUUUGGUAUUGAUUUUCAAUUUAAUGGAGAACUAUCAAGUUUACAUAAUCAAAAUCAAUAUUUUAUGAAAGGUUAA
This is a messenger RNA of Rotaria sordida, 1056 nucleotides long. The record is from the annotation of a GenBank genome assembly. Lineage: Eukaryota; Metazoa; Rotifera; Eurotatoria; Philodinida; Philodinidae.